Molecule: messenger RNA, 1728 nt
Organism: Exophiala spinifera
Lineage: Eukaryota; Fungi; Ascomycota; Eurotiomycetes; Chaetothyriales; Herpotrichiellaceae
Exons: 3
Coding region: 1-1728 (575 amino acids)
Biological process (GO): carotene catabolic process
Molecular function (GO): carotenoid dioxygenase activity
Source: RefSeq, a predicted model, not a curated record
AUGGCACAUAUCUUUGACCUGGCCCCUCAGCUCACUGGGUCGAACUAUACCAACGGCGUCAGGUCCUCGGAUCGCGUCGUCUAUCCUGCGACCGGAGUGUUCCAAGGAUUCAACAAACCAUCUCGUCUCGAAGGCGACAUCUUCGAUCUUGAAAUCGACGGCGUCAUUCCUCCCGAGAUCAACGGGACCUUUUACAGAGUGCAGCCUGACCACAGAUUCCCGCCUAUUUUCGAGGAUGACAUUCAUUUUAACGGCGAUGGCAGUGUCACCGCGAUCCGCAUUGCCAACGGCCAUGCAGACUUUCGACAACGCUACGUCCACACGGACCGAUACAAAGCAGAGACGGAGGCGCGACGGGCGCUGUUCGGCCGCUACCGAAACCCAUAUACCGACAACGAAACGGUCAAAGGCGUGAUCCGUACCGUGGCGAACACAAACAUCACCUUCUGGCGCGGCAUGCUUCUGGCCUCCAAGGAGGACGGCCCGCCUUACAUCAUGGACCCAGUCACGCUGGAGACGAUAGGUCGGUACGACUUUGAAGGCCAGAUCUUGACGCCGACCUUCACGGCUCACCCCAAGUUCGACCCCGACACAGGAGAAAUGCUGUGUUUUGCUUACGAGGCUGGUGGCGACGGGCAUGACGGGUCCAACGACGUCGUGGUGUGGACGAUCGACCGGGACGGAAAGAAGACUGAAGAGUGCUGGUACAAAGCGCCGUUCUGUGGGAUGAUCCACGACUGCGGGAUCAGCAAGAACUAUCUCGUCCUGCCGCUCACACCCAUCAAGUGGACGGGGAUCGACAGGUUGAAAAAGGGGGGAAACCACUGGGCGUGGGAUCCCCACGAGGACCAAUGGUACGGUGUCGUGCCGAGACGAGGUGGAAAGCCGGAGGACAUUGUGUGGUUCAGAGCCGAUAACGCUUUCCACGGCCACGUCGCAGGCUGCUACGAGAACGACGACGGCCACGUUGUAUUCGAUCUUACCGUGGCGGACGGCAACGUGUUUUUCUUCUUCCCUCCUGUCGAUGAGAAGGAAGCUCCGGUCGCCGCCAAGCGCAAUCAACUCCGCAGUCCGACGUGUCGGUGGGUGUUUGAUCCCAAGCUCAAGACUGGAACCAGGGUGACUCCGGCCGAAACGUGGACGACCAACGGCGAGUUUUCACGCAUCGACGACCGAUACGUGACCAAGAAAUACAACCACUUCUGGCAGGCCAAGGUCGAUCCGACUAAGCCGUACGACUUUGCAAAGUGUGGCCCCCCGGCGGGUGGACUGUUCAAUUGCCUCGGCCACUAUAGGUGGGACGACAGGACCGAGGACGUGUUCUUCGCGGGCCCGACGGCAACGUUUCAAGAGCCGUCGUUCAUACCCAAGGACGGGGGCGCAGAGGGUGAAGGGUACAUCGUCGCGCUCAUGAACCAUCUCGACGUGCUGAGGAACGACAUUGUGAUCCUGGACGCUCUCAACGUGGCCCGGGGCCCCGUGGCGGUGAUCCACUUGCCCUUCAAGCUGAAGUUGGGCCUGCACGGGAACUUCGUCGACCAGAGAGACAUCGACGAAUGGAAGGGGAGGAGAUCCGAGUCGGGAGACGUGGGCCCAGCGCACCCUGCUCAGGACCCUCUGCCGUGGCAGGUUCGACAGCAACAGGGGGCGGCCUCCUCCUUGCAUAAUGGCGGCCAUUUGGGAGUGAACGGGAUCGAGACUAAUGGACUCGACAAUGGAAGCCAUUGA